Scomber japonicus (chub mackerel) is the source of this 2442-nucleotide messenger RNA. It is a transcript of the gene nell2a, whose product is annotated as neural EGFL like 2a. NCBI's taxonomy places the organism in Eukaryota, Metazoa, Chordata, Actinopteri, Scombriformes, Scombridae. Bases 1 to 2442 code for a protein of 813 amino acids. Gene Ontology annotation, molecular function: calcium ion binding; protein binding. The record is from RefSeq and is a predicted model, not a curated record. The transcript is spliced from 20 exons.
AUGGGAUUAUUACAGCAAUUUCUGGUUUUCGGCAUAGUUUGCGCCUCCUCAGUUGUAGGUUUUGGGGUUGACCCUGCUCUGCGCAUCAGCGUGUUUGAUGAACUAACGCUUGGAGAAGGCUUUGAUGGAGUUACUCAGGUCCAGGGCUUCCACAGCGAGUCUAGAGCUUUCCACUUCCAAGGUUCUUCCAGGGAAGUGAAAGCUCCCAUUGAGGUCUCAGAGCAAAUGGUCCAGAAGUUGAGAGGCAAAAAUGAGUUUACUGUGCUGGUGACCCUCAAACAAGAUCACCUCAACUCUGGAGUCAUUCUCUCCAUCCAUCAUUCUGAGCACAGGUUUCUGGAGCUGGAGAGUAGUGGCCAGCGCAGCGAGGUGCGUCUUCACUACCGUACCAAAGGCCAGCAGUCCCAUACUGAGGUGUUCCCUUACAGCUUGGCUGAUGACCAGUGGCACAAGGUCUCCGUUGCCGUCAGUGCCUCUCAUGUCAUACUGCACAUCGACUGCAACAGGAUCUAUGAGCGGGUGGUGGAAGCCCCCUAUAUGGACAUACCUGAGGAUGCUUCCUUCUGGCUUGGACAGAGAAACUCCGCUCAUGGUUUCUUCAAGGGGGUGAUGCAGGAUGUGGAGAUCCUGGUGAUGCCACAGGGAUACAUCUCGCAAUGUCCAGAUCUGAACAGAACAUGCCCAACUUGCAAUGAUUUCCAUGGACUUGUGCAGAAAAUCAUGGAACUGCAGGAUAUCCUCGCCAAAACAUCCAGCAAGCUGUCCAGAGCGGAGGAGAAGAUGAAUGGACUGGAUGGAUGCUAUUGUGAGAGAACCUGCAGCGUCAAGGGGGUUGUCUACAGGGAGGACGAGGGCUGGACAGAUGGCUGCAGGAACUGCACAUGCACGAACGGCACGGUGCAAUGUGAAGCCAUCUCCUGCCCUCCCCCUCAAUGCCCAGCGGGCACAGCGCCUACCUACGUAAAGGGUGCCUGCUGCAAGGAGUGCCAGCCUGUCUGCCUGUUUGGUGGAAGAGAGCUGGUAGAGGGUGAUCUGAAGGCUGUGCGCGAUUCCUCUGGCAGGUGCCUGCUGUUCGACUGUAAGGACAGGACAAUGCAUCGAGUGGUCCCCAGUGAGCCGUGUCCUGUUCUCAACUGUCCAGAGUCUGAGCAGAUCACCUUGAAUGACAGAUGCUGCAAAGUCUGCAGAGGUCAUGACUUCUGCUCAGAGGGCCACGGCUGUGUGGAGCACUCUGACUGUGUGAACCUGGAGGCAGGAGAUUGCUGUGUUUGUAAGGAUGGCUUCCGCCCAUUGCGAGAUGAUAAUGCCUACUGUGAAGAUAUUGAUGAGUGCGCUGAAGGGAAGCACUACUGCAGGGAGAACACCAUGUGCGUUAACACUCCUGGCUCCUUCAUGUGCAUCUGCCAUACAGGUUACAUCAGGAUCGAUGACUAUUCCUGCACAGAGCAUGAUGAGUGCCUCAGUGGACUCCACAACUGUGAUGAGAAUGCCUUGUGCUUCAACAUGGUUGGAGGACACAGCUGCUCGUGUAAGCCGGGCUACACCGGCAAUGGGACAGUCUGCAAAGCUAUGUGUGACGGAUUGUGCCAGAACGGUGGGACUUGCGUGUCACCAAACAACUGCGUUUGCCAGCAAGGAUUUACUGGGAAGAGAUGUGAGACAGAUAUUGAUGAGUGUGCGGAUGGCUUUGUCGAGUGUGAUAGUAAAUCUACUUGUGUCAACUUGCCCGGCUGGUACCACUGUGAGUGCCGUGAUGGCUACCAUGACAACGGCUUGUUUUCAGCCAAUGGGGAGUCAUGUGUAGAUAUUAAUGAAUGCAAGACGGGGAGGAACACCUGUGCCAAUGACACAGUGUGCUUCAACCUGGAGGGAGGCUAUGACUGCCGCUGCCCCCAUGGGCACAACUGCACCGGUGACUGUAUCCAUGACAACAAGGUCAAGCACAGUGGGCAGAUCUGGGUACUGGACAGUGAUAGGUGCUCUGUGUGCUCCUGCCAGGCUGGCCAAGUGAUGUGCCGCAGGAUGGUUUGCGACUGCGACAACCCCAGCGCCGACCUGUUCUGCUGCCCUGAGUGCGACCCUCGACUGAGCAGCCAGUGUCUGCACCAGAACGGCCUGCUCACCUACGGCAGCGGGGACACAUGGGUGGAGAAUUGCCAGCAGUGCCAGUGCCUGCAGGGGCAGGUGGACUGCUGGCCUCUGCCGUGCCCGCCUGUGGACUGUGAGUUUACCGUGGUGCCCGAGGGCGAGUGCUGUCCCCGCUGUGUCACUGACCCCUGCCAGGCCGACACCAUCCGCAACGACAUCACCAAGACGUGCACGGACGAGCACAACAUCUCACGCUUCAGUGGUUCCUCCUGGAUUAAACAUGGCACCGAGUGCACCCUGUGCCAGUGCAAGAAUGGACACAUCUGUUGCUCAGUGGACCCCAUGUGCCUUUAG